CAUUUUUUUUCUGUGGACAGCAAGGGGUAAGAGGCACAAGGCUCCUCCCUGAAAGUUUGUAAAAACAUUCCAGCAAAGAGAAAGCAGUCAAAGAACUGGAAACUCUCAGACCCACCUCUUACUCUCUGUCCUCCUCACCUCCUUGCAAAUAGAGUUACACUAUAUAAAGGUGUUUAUAGGUUGUCUGAAGCUCCAAAGACUAUUCUGCAGAGGAAUGCAUCAGUGAGUAAACUCUGAAGAAUCUUCUACAAGCUGGACAGACAAAGACACUCAUCUGUCCAGUUGAUCGGCUCACAAUGAAACCGGUGUUAGUCCUCCUGGUUUCCAUGACUUGGACUCUCACUGCAGCCCAGUAUUACUACCAGGGGCUGAUGGAUUAUCUGGAGAACAGAUUGUUGGCUAUAGAGGAUCACAUGCAGCUUUGGCAUGAGCAGUCCCAUCGCUACCACACAGAGCUGCAGGAUUUCAAAAAGCUAACGGUUGAGGCCAUGGACAGUCUGAAGAAUGAGCACAGCAUGCUGAUCAAGGACCUUGCGGAAGCUGCAGUCCGAGUGGAGCGAGUGGAGCAAGAAAUGGACUAUGUGGAGACCCAGACUUCGCCUCGGGCCUGUGCAAAUAAGGCUGACAAGGUGGUGGAGCAGGGUGCCUGGGGGCUGGAGGAGCACAGAGAAGACGAAGGGGAGGAAGAAGCCUGGGAGGAGCUGCACUCCAGUGUCUCUGACUGUGUGGAAAUCAUCUCCGGCAUCAGAUCAGUGAAGAUCCUGAAGAGAGUGGGCAGUCACAGGGGCAUGUGGACCAGAGACCCAAGAUCCUCUAAGGUUUACAUCUUUAACGGGACAACAGGAGACAGAAUCUACCAGUUCAAGUCUGUACGUGACUUUGCCCGCUCUCCUGGAGUCACCAACAGCAGACAGAUCAGACUGCCCUCUGAGUGGAGUGGGCCUGGCAGUGCUGUUUAUAAUGGCUAUUUGUACUACAUAAAACAGGAGGCUGAUACAGACGUGUGGGUGGUCAAAUAUGACCUCCUGAGUGGCUUGGUGACAGACACUGCCAUGUUCCCUGUGGCUAACCACGCUACUGUCUACAGCCUAAACCCAGAGACUGUUGCGGACCUUGCAGCUGAUGAUGAGGGCCUCUGGCUGCUGUAUGCCACUGGUGACAGUGAACCAAACAUCAGCGUCGCCAAGAUGGACCCCGCCACACUCGAUAUAGAACAAAUCUGGGACACCCACUGCCCAAGGGAAAAUGCAGAGGCAGCAUUUGUGGUCUGUGGAACUGUCUAUGUCGUUUAUAACACCCGGCUGGCCAGCCGCUCUCGGGUUCAGUGUGUGUUUGACGUCAACGACAUGGUGAUCAGCGAGGAAGCUCCUCUGCUCUACUUCCCUAGAAGGUACGGAGCCCACUCCAGUCUGAAAUACAACCCAGAGGAGAAACAGCUGUAUGGCUGGGACGAUGGCUACCAAAUUAUUUACAGACUGACCAUGAAAAGGAAAAUCCUGGUCUGAUGACUGGGAAGUGGUGUCAUGUAUUCAAAGGCAAGGAUAAUAAAAAGAAAUAUAUUUUUACAUGAUAACUACCUAAUACUUGAGCCUAUCAGGUGCAACUUCCAGUUAUUCCUUUCACUGAACAGGCGACGAGAUAAUCAUGUGCAACAUGUGCUCAAUGUUUUUUUUUUUUAGAUUUCUGGGAAAUAAAUGAUCUUAGGAAACAUUCACAUUUAUUUCUGGUUUUGAGAUAAAACCAAGGCUCUGUUCCACCUCCUUCAAUAAUAGAUGUUUGACUUUAUUACUGGGCAAGAAAUAUGUCUCACAGCAAGGAGCCAGUAAAGUAUUAUAAUAGUACCAUAUGUUAUCUGAGUGUUCCUAUCACUUGUUAGUAGAGCUAUCAUCCCAUUAUGCCUGUUUAGGUGACAGGCUGGUUCCCACAUUAUAUUUCUCUUUAAUCACUAAGAACAUAAACAGUCCACAGUAACACUCAGUAAAAGGAAC
Molecule: messenger RNA, 1988 nt
Organism: Monopterus albus (swamp eel)
Lineage: Eukaryota; Metazoa; Chordata; Actinopteri; Synbranchiformes; Synbranchidae
Gene: olfml3a
Product: olfactomedin-like 3a
Exons: 3
Coding region: 297-1505 (402 amino acids)
Biological process (GO): signal transduction
Source: RefSeq, a predicted model, not a curated record